UAUAUGCUUCAAUAAAUCACAACGACCGCCUCCUUAUUAUAAUACUGCAGCACAACGCCACCUGGUGGACAAAAGUCGCAAAUCCCGGAGAUGCCGUUGCCUGUGCAGGUCUUCAACUUUCAGGGCCCAGUGGAGCCCAUGCAGAUAGACGCAGACCCCCAAGAGGACCAGCAGAAUGCUCCAGACAUCAACUUCGUAGUGGAGAACCCAACACUGGACCUGGAGCAGUACGCCUCCAGCUACAGCGGCUUCAUGCUAAUGUUGUUCACCUCUCUGCUGUCCGUCCCGUGUAGGACCUGGAGCAGUACGCCUCCAGCUACAGCGGCUUCAUGCUAAUGUUGUUCACCUCUC
Messenger RNA from Gadus morhua (Atlantic cod), 351 nucleotides. RefSeq names its product COP9 signalosome complex subunit 1-like. Bases 91 to 336 code for a protein of 81 amino acids. The record is from RefSeq and is a predicted model, not a curated record. NCBI's taxonomy places the organism in Eukaryota, Metazoa, Chordata, Actinopteri, Gadiformes, Gadidae. The transcript has 3 exons.